CACUUGACCCCUGCUGACGUAGGCUGGCCAUUUACAUUUAGGGACACCGACUCACUACAUUCUUAAUACCAUUUCCAGCGUGGAGAGAAGCAGGCGCAGGGGAUAAAGAGAAACAGAGAGGGUUUUCUGAACGCUGCAGGAGCUCAGUUUACAGCCAUAGACGUUUCAAAUCUUCCUUUGGAUUGCUUGUGACCAGUGAUUUUUGACCUUGAAUCACCUCUGUUCCACUUCUUUGGUUCUCUGUACCUUAUCUAAUUUGCACAGCAACUGGUAGCACUGAGGGGUAGAGCUGGCUACGGUUAUUGAAAAGGUCUUUUCUUCUUCACGGGCACAACUGGUCCUGUUUUUGCCUCGAUUUGGUGUCCUGACGUGAUUUUUAAAUCAACGGAAACCAUGAGUUCCUCUGUAAAGAACAAAGGAGGAAAUGGCGACAACUCAGGCUUUGACCUCGUCCAAAACCGGAUUGAGUCACUUAGCAGCAAGAUGGACAAGCUCAUCAACAUUCAAGAGAAAGUCCUCAACAGACUGGAUGGCAUGUCUCAGGACAUUGACUACAUCGAAAAGGAUAUGGAGAAUCUGAAGGUGGACAAGGAGGAGAUCCAUCUUCCACCCAAGAUGGUGAACCAGACCCAGGCGGUAAUGGGGCGGGAGGUGAGGGAGAUCUGUCAGGAGAUGAGCACUAUAAUGUCGGCGGUGAACCAACGGUCCGAGCAGCAGGCUCAGAAGCUGGAGGGGAUGGAAAAGCUGGUCCUCAGCAUGCAGCAGGUGAUCAGCUUCAUCGGGGAGACGGUGAAGAGCUCCAGGGUUAUGGAGCUGAUGUUCAAAGGCCCCGCAGCUCGGAAGAGCAAGUCCAAAGACAAUAAAGGCAAGCAAGCCAUUAGGAAGAAAUCAUCUACAGAAACAAUAGGCAAGAAGCUCGACAAGAAACCUACCUCUAAUAAAGCCAGUAAAGGGAGUCAGGAGAUAAUUCCUGCAUGUGAGUCCAGUUCUCCUCAGCCUGCUCACAAGAUAAAGCUCCGUGGACCAAAGCAUUUCCUCGCCUCUCGCAAAUGUGGAAACUUUGUAGGUUUAAUAUGCUUGUGGACUCUCAAGGACCACAAAGGUAAAGAUGGGACAGAUAAGCCCUGUAUGAGCCCAAAGGGAUUGAAAACUCAAACGAAGAUGAAGCCACCAGACACAGCAGAAAACUUCUCCCUGAAGAAGCAGGCAUUACUUCUCGAAGAGGUGCAGAAAUUAAACCAAGAGAAUAAGGAGAAAUCAGGUCAGCAGCUAAGCCCUGGAUUACUGGACCUGGAGGCUGGAGUUUCCCCCAAAGAUCAACAACUUGAUGCCCCUGCAACCGGUAUCCUGGUGGAUCUCAAAGAUGCCAAAGUGACUGUGGCUGAGGAAGAUCAGGCUGAGGAGGUAUUUACAGAGGAAGAGGAGGAAGAAGAGGUGGAACCGGAUACAGAACAGCCAAAGCUUGAGGAGAAAGAGGAAGAGAAGCUUACUGAACAAGAGGAAAAGAAGGAUGAAGUUUCUGCUCCUGAGGAAGAAGACAAAGCUGCAGAACUUCCUGCUGUCCCAGAGCAGGAAAAAGAGCCGGCUGCUUCAAGUGAUGAUAACCAAAAUGCCUCCACGUCUUCUGAGAUUAAAGAGACGAUAUCAGAGGUCAGCAUCAAAACUACUAAGUCCUUUGUGACUGAGGAACACUUUGUUGUGGAGGAACACAAGACCACCAAGGUGGUGGAGUUUGCGGAAGAGGAGAAAAAGGAGGGCGAUGAGGAGGACGCACAAAGGCCUGAGUCUGAAGGCUGGGCCGUCUUUAAGGCAGAAGGAGUCGAAAUCCAGUUUGACCUGAAGCAAUUGUUGGAGAGAGAGAGAAAGGGUAUGGAUGCAGUGAAGGAGGACGAUGAAGAUGACGAUGAUGUUGAGCGAUACUUUAUUGACACCGGCCCUCCUCCAGCAGCUCCUUUUAAUCACCACAUCGUCUCUGCCAAGCCCAGCCAGAUCAACAACUUCUACACCAUCAACUGGCAGGAGGUCCUGGGCGGGGGUCGCUUUGGUCAAGUGCACAAAUGUGUCGAAAACUCCUCUGGUCUUACUUUGGCUGCAAAGGUCAUCAAAGCCAGGAGUCAGAAAGAAAAGGAGGUGGUGAAGAAUGAGAUCCAGGUGAUGAAUAAUCUGGACCAUGCCAGCCUGAUCCAACUCUAUGCAGCUUUUGAGUCGAGGAAUGACAUCAUCCUCGUACUUGAAUAUGUUGGAGGAGGGGAGCUGUUUGACAGGAUCAUUGAUGAGAACUACACUUUGAUGGAGCUGGACGCUGUGGUGUUCAUCAGGCAGAUCUGUGAGGGCCUGCAGCACAUGCACAAAAUGUACAUCUUGCACCUGGACUUAAAGCCAGAAAACAUUCUAUGUGUGAACAGAGUCACAAGUAAGAUCAAAAUCAUCGACUUUGGUCUUGCUAGGAUAUAUAAGCCGCGGGAGAAACUGCGAGUUAAUUUUGGCACCCCAGAGUUUCUGGCGCCAGAAGUCAUCAACUAUGACUUUGUGUCGUUCAACACAGACAUGUGGAGCCUCGGAGUCAUCACCUACAUGCUUCUGAGCAGCCUCUGCCCGUUCCUUGGUGACGAUGAAAACGAGACUCUGAAUAACAUCCUGGCCUGUAAGUGGAACUUUGAGGAGCAGGAGUUUAUGGAUACAUCUGAAGAAGCCAAAGACUUCAUCACCAAACUACUGGUGGUGAAUAAAAGUUGGAGAAUGGGGGCAUCUGAGGCCUUGAGACAUCCUUGGCUGUCUGACACAGCCCUUCAUCAUUGCUUGUAUACAAAGAAAACUAUGUGUAGGUCACGGCGAUCAUCGUGUGUGCCCACCACUGAUAGCUGAGGACUACGAUGAGGCUCCAGCUGUGGCCGAUUGGACCAACCCUCCUGUCCAUGUAAAUAACCCAGUGUUAAGUCACUGCACCUGGAGGUGACAUGGGAAUGAGACUCUGGAUACUCUGAACCUUUUCUUGUGAUACACUGUGUUCUGUUAUUGAAGGAAUAUGCUGAACUGUGUACAGAUAAAAGAGCCUCAAUCAGUUGGGGUAUUCAGUUAAUAAAUGUUAUGCGACAGAAACGGAGGCUGACUACAGUAAUACAAACAUUGUAUGACAUUACCAAUCCAGCAAGAAAUGUUGGGAAACCUCUAAUGUUCAGUUACUGUUGAAACAGUGUGGAAGAAAUCUGUCUGGAGUAUCAUCGUUCCCAUUACCCUCUGUAAACCUUUUUGUUUUUCCUUCCCCCCAUUGUGUAUGGAAAUUCAUCAAACUGGUGCUAACGUCAUAAUGUGACCUAGCUUCUUUGGAAUUCAUGUUUUUCCUCAUAUACUGUAAGAGCUUGAUUGUUUUGCACCUUUGUUUUUAAAUAUCUACCUACUUCAUGUCGAAAUAUUUACUCAUCGAGCCAGUCGUUCAUCUCAAAUGAGAUUCACUGGGCCAUAAUCUUUUACUGCUGUUCUCAUUUUGUUGAUGAUAGACUGAUAGAAACAUACCUCAACUAUUUCUGUGUGAAGAAUACAUCAUGGUCCCUAUCAUAUGUCUGUUUUAUCCUCUGUUUUAUCUCUCUUACAAUACCUUUUUUUCCAUAAAUUGUAAAAAUACCAAACAGUAGAUUAAAAAUCACAUUGUCUGUUAUCUUGGGUGAUGGACUCCAUAAAGCAGCUGGGUUUGUAAUGUGUGUAUGGACAGGAAUUUAUAUAGUCAGUGUCAUGGGCUGUAGGAAGUGCACUUUAUAAUUGUAUUUAUUUUGACAUAGAUCAUACACAAAGUUACCACAUUUUUAUCAUACCUCCUCUCUUAUUCUUCUUUGUCCAGAUGUUCAUGUAGAAAACACAUUUUUACUUCCUAACCAACAGUUCACCCACUCAGUUAAUGUCUUAUCAAGUCUAUUAGUUUAUUUCUUUGAUGCAUGUCUCUACCUUUUUAUGUUUGUUAGCCAUUAUAGCCUCAAUGUCAUAAACUGAGGAAUAACUUUUUUUAACCUGUUUUUUUAUUGUACUGUAUACUUGAGCUGUCACAUCUGUCUAGCUGCAUAUUUAUCCUACUGUAGAUGCUUUUUCCUCUAAACAGUGUUAUUUUGCCUUCUGUGAAGGCCCAUUAGUAAUACUCCACCUACCUUGUGUUGUCUCAGUCAAAAGAAUGUUUUAAAUAUUUGUGGUUUUUAUUUUAACUUAACAAUGAAUGUAUCAGACACUAAUGCUGAACAUAGAGUGCUAGUAAAAGUUCUCCUCACAUAGUUUUAACAGUUUCAAAUUCAGCAUGUAUUUGUGAAGUGUGUACACAUCCAUUAAAAUG
Messenger RNA from Notolabrus celidotus (New Zealand spotty), 4315 nucleotides. RefSeq names its product myosin light chain kinase family, member 4a (gene mylk4a). Gene Ontology annotation, biological process: intracellular signal transduction; positive regulation of apoptotic process; protein phosphorylation. The transcript is spliced from 15 exons. Bases 394 to 2865 code for a protein of 823 amino acids. Gene Ontology annotation, cellular component: nucleus; cytoplasm. The record is from RefSeq and is a predicted model, not a curated record. NCBI's taxonomy places the organism in Eukaryota, Metazoa, Chordata, Actinopteri, Labriformes, Labridae. Gene Ontology annotation, molecular function: ATP binding; protein serine/threonine kinase activity.